Messenger RNA from Megalops cyprinoides (Indo-Pacific tarpon), 1298 nucleotides. RefSeq names its product activating transcription factor 2 (gene atf2). The record is from RefSeq and is a predicted model, not a curated record. Gene Ontology annotation, molecular function: cAMP response element binding; DNA-binding transcription factor activity, RNA polymerase II-specific. The coding region runs from base 69 to 1298 and encodes 409 amino acids. Gene Ontology annotation, biological process: regulation of transcription by RNA polymerase II. The transcript has 11 exons. NCBI's taxonomy places the organism in Eukaryota, Metazoa, Chordata, Actinopteri, Elopiformes, Megalopidae.
CUGGCCGUAGCCGUGGGAUUUAGCCUGCUGAAAGGUUGAGCGCGGGGAUAUAAAAGGACCCUCUGAAUAUGAGUGAUGACAGACCAUUUAUAUGCACUGUUCCUGGAUGUGGUCAACGUUUCACCAAUGAAGACCAUUUGGCUGUACAUAAACACAAACAUGAGAUGACACUGAAGUUUGGUCCAGCACGAAAUGACAGUGUCAUAGUUGCGGACCAGACGCCGACACCUACUCGUUUUCUGAAGAACUGCGAAGAAGUGGGGCUGUUCAAUGAACUCACCAGCCCGUUUGAGCACGACUUCAAAAAGGCCUCUGAUGAGGAUAUUAGAAAGCUGCCCUUAGAUUUGUCCCCGAUCGCUACGCCUGUCAUAAGAGCUAAAAUUGAGGAAACUUCUGCCGUCGAGGCCCACAGAGACAGCCCUCUGCCCCAUCCAGAAUCCACCACCUGUGAUGACAAGGACGUUUCUUUGCUGCCCGCCGCACGGCCGGCCACCGCCGUAGUGCCCAGCGUCCUCCUGGCGAGCUCAGACGCCAGUGUGGUAAUACAGCAAGUCCUCCCCUCGCCAACCGCUAGCUCUGUAAUCACACAGGUCCCGGCCUCAAACAGGCCCUUAGUUCCCGUCUCUGGUGCCUUCCCUGUGCUCCUGCAGCUCCCUAACGGCCAGACGAUGCCUGUCGCCAUCCCGGCGUCCGUGGCCAACCCAAGUGUACAUAUUCCCACCGCCCUCCCCCUCAUCAGACCCGUCGCCGUCGUGCCUAGCGUGCCAGGAAUCCCAGGACCCUCCUCCCCUGCUCCUGUCCAAUCAGAGGCCAAGAUGAGGCUGAAAGCAUCACUGACCCAGCAGAACCCUCAGGUAACCAAUGGGGAGGUGGGCGACGCCCCAACCGAUGCUGUGACCCUCACUCUGGCCCCACCCACCCCCCAACCUGAGGAGCCGUGCCCCCAGCAGCCUGCCACCUCCACCACAGAGACACCCGCGUCUCCGGCCCCUCCUGCCCGCCACAACCCUAGCACCGGGGGCCGACGGCGGAGGGCCGCGAGCGAAGACCCGGACGAGAAGAGACGCAAGUUCCUGGAGCGCAACCGGGCGGCAGCCUCGCGGUGCAGGCAGAAGAGGAAGGUGUGGGUCCAGUCCCUGGAAAAGAAGGCCGAAGAUCUGAGCUCUGUCAACGGACAGCUGCAGAAUGAAGUCACCCUGCUGAGAAAUGAAGUGGCCCAGCUGAAGCAGCUUCUCCUGGCUCAUAAAGAUUGCCCCGUAACCGCCAUGCAGAAGAGGUCUGGCUAUCACAGUGAGUAA